AUGGCAGAGACAGAGAAACAGACGGACGUGGCCGUUGUCCAGGAUGAGCCAACAACCGAGCCGACGUCCCACAAGCAGGCAAUAUCCAAGGAAACCCAGUGCCGGCGGUCUGUGAUGGUCGAUGCACCAGCGGCAGAUUCAGAGGAACCCAGCGAGGCAAGCCAGUUGAUGAAGUCCCAAGCCAUGACACGGGUUGUGCAGUCUUCGUCAACCAACAACGCAGAAUCGGACGACGAGAAAGACAGCGACGUUGAGGAACAGGAGGAAGAGGCUGAGGAAGGCGACUUUCUGGCUGACUUCCCUGACGAGACCGAUGAACUUGAAUUGGUGCACUGUCGCCUUGGAUCCCUAGAUGAGCUACGCCUUCGAAGAUUCGCGAAUCAUCUACGGAGACUAUGCCUGCGACAGAACUUGGUUAAACACCUGGACUCGGAAACUUUCCAUCAACUCACCAAGCUUCAAGAAUUGGACCUGUAUGAUAACAGGAUUAAGAAUCUCGGAGAUGCUUUGGACAAGUUGUCCGAUCUGACGAUGCUCGAUCUUUCAUUCAACCUUUUCAAACACAUCCCCGACCGCCUGGAACACCUCUCCAAGCUUACCUUGAUCUACUUUGUGCAGAACCGGAUCUCAAAGAUUACCGGACUCGAAUCAUUGACUAAUUUGACUAGCCUGGAGCUUGGAGGAAAUAGAAUUCGAAAAAUCGAAAACCUCGACACCCUUGUCAAUCUAGAAGAGCUUUGGCUGGGAAAGAACAAGAUUACAAAAUUGGAGGGAUUAAGCUCACUAAAGAAGCUUAGGAUCCUGUCAAUACAGUCGAACAGGAUCACAAAGUUGGAGGGAGUAGAGGGACUGGAGAGUCUCGAGGAACUUUAUCUGAGUCAUAAUGGCAUCAAGAAAAUAGAGAAUCUCGAAAAGAAUACCAACCUGACCACUUUGGACAUUGGGUACAAUUUCCUUGAGGCGAUUGAGGGGGUAUCCCACCUCAACAAGUUGGAAGAGCUAUGGAUAAGCGGCAACAAGAUCCCUGACUUUUCGGGCCUUGACAAGGAACUUCGAGGCAUCAAGACAUUGCGAACUCUAUAUCUCGAAGCAAACCCCUGCGAAACGAACGACAGGGUGCAUUACCGCAGAAAGGUUAUGCUGGCCUUGCCUCAAUUGACUCAAAUUGACGCGACGUAUGUUCGGCUUUGA
Messenger RNA from Coprinopsis cinerea okayama7#130, 1191 nucleotides. RefSeq names its product protein phosphatase regulatory subunit. The coding region runs from base 1 to 1191 and encodes 396 amino acids. The transcript is spliced from 9 exons. Gene Ontology annotation, molecular function: protein binding. The record is from RefSeq and is a predicted model, not a curated record. NCBI's taxonomy places the organism in Eukaryota, Fungi, Basidiomycota, Agaricomycetes, Agaricales, Psathyrellaceae.